Messenger RNA from Penicillium brevicompactum, 915 nucleotides. Its product is annotated as VIT1/CCC1 transporter family protein. Gene Ontology annotation, cellular component: fungal-type vacuole membrane. Gene Ontology annotation, molecular function: iron ion transmembrane transporter activity; manganese ion transmembrane transporter activity. The transcript has 3 exons. Gene Ontology annotation, biological process: intracellular manganese ion homeostasis. Lineage: Eukaryota; Fungi; Ascomycota; Eurotiomycetes; Eurotiales; Aspergillaceae. The coding region runs from base 1 to 915 and encodes 304 amino acids. The record is from RefSeq and is a predicted model, not a curated record.
AUGGCUCUCUUGUUCAUCAAACAGAAGCUGUUCCCCACCCAAGCCAGCAAGAAUUCGUCCGGCAAACCGCUCCUCGCUCGCGUCGACGACGGGGAUACCAUUCAGGGAGACUCCGACUUGGAAUCUCAAAACAGUCGCUCCUAUGACACGUUCGAACGACGCGCCAGCAACGAUGAUUCAACAACCACGGUUGGCAGCAGUGGUAGCACCCGUUGCCGAAUCAACCCCCGCAUCGUCUCGGACGCCAUUCUGGGUCUCUCGGACGGUCUGACGGUGCCCUUUGCCCUAUCCGCGGGUCUCUCCGCACUCGGCAACACCAAAGUGGUCGUUCUGGGCGGUCUCGCCGAGCUCGCAGCUGGAGCCAUCUCCAUGGGCCUGGGUGGAUAUGUCGGAGCCAAGAGCGAAGCUGAAUCGUAUGAAGCAACGGUCCGUGAAACACAGCAACUGAUCAAGACGGACCCACAAGAGACCCGCGCCAUGGUGCGCGAAACCUUCAGCCCAUACGGUCUCUCGGACUCGGCUGUUGCAGACAUCACUCGCGAUCUGCAUGUGUCGCAGGACCGACUCCUCGAGUUCCUGCUUGCGUUCCAUCACCGUGAGACUGCGCCAGACUGCAACCAGGCCUGGACAUCCGCUAUCACCCUCGCCUUGGGCUACUUCAUCGGCGGCUUCAUCCCGCUGAUUCCAUACUUCAUCGUCACUCAGGUAAUGGUUGCUCUGUACUGGAGUAUCGGUGUGAUGGCGAUCACGCUCCUUGUCUUUGGCUAUGUCAAGACCUGCGUUGUCCGCGGCUGGUCCGGUCGUGAUAAUGUGCUCGCCGGCGUCUGGGGUGGUGUGCAGAUGUGCUGUGUUGGUGGUGUCGCCGCCGGCGCUGCUAUUGGGCUGGUGCAGUUGAUUGACACUGGUAGUGCUUAA